UCAAAAAUGCUCUUAUACGUAACUUAAUGUUAACACUUCUCAAAGAAUUCAAAAAGGCAAGGUUCACGCAUGUCCCGACCCAUAACCAGGCUUAUGUAUAAAGCCCCCUCUUGGAGGCACUUGGUGACCAUAGCCAUUCAUCCCGUCCUCCCACAGUGAUUUGAGAGAGAAAAUAAUACUCCAAAUAUAUCGUCAAAAUGCCUGUGAGAAUCCCUCGUGAUAGCCCAAUGAAGAUAAUUCCUGAUCCAAAUCGCAAGACAGGUCCAGAUGACGCGGUUAUAAUGCAGAAAAUAAUGGGAAAAUUGAGAGAAGCAGAUAGCAACAACGACGGUCGUUACGACAAAGAUGAGCUGAAGCAUGCUCUCAAGGGUUUAGGUGCCAUCCUCCCUGGGUGGAGAGCCAACCGUUGUUUUGGAAGGGUUGAUGCCAACCACGACGGUGAGAUUAGUGGCGCUGAAAUUGAAGCUCUCCUUCAAUAUCUCCGUUCUCAUGGCUUACGUGAAGGGGACAUUAAUUUGUGGGCAUAAGAAUCGUGGAAGGCAUGAGGAUCUGGAAUCUGGUGUUGAUUUUGGGUGGUUAGAGAUAUGCUAUAUAUUAUCCAGCUUAUUCUUUUCCAGGGGAUAUUAUAUUUUGUAUUUUCAC
Glycine soja is the source of this 642-nucleotide messenger RNA. Its product is annotated as calmodulin-like protein 5. Lineage: Eukaryota; Viridiplantae; Streptophyta; Magnoliopsida; Fabales; Fabaceae. The coding region runs from base 198 to 527 and encodes 109 amino acids. Gene Ontology annotation, molecular function: calcium ion binding. The record is from RefSeq and is a predicted model, not a curated record. The transcript is spliced from 2 exons.